Molecule: messenger RNA, 2843 nt
Organism: Pyricularia oryzae 70-15
Lineage: Eukaryota; Fungi; Ascomycota; Sordariomycetes; Magnaporthales; Pyriculariaceae
Exons: 5
Coding region: 385-1359 (324 amino acids)
Biological process (GO): positive regulation of mRNA splicing, via spliceosome
Cellular component (GO): spliceosomal complex
Molecular function (GO): RNA binding
Source: RefSeq, a predicted model, not a curated record
CUCUUCCCCGGCCACACGAAGCAAUAGAAAUUUUCGCAAACUUCAACUUGGGUUGAUUCUUUCGAACCAGUCCAAGACCAGUUUCAUCUCCAAUUUCAACCUGCCGUUUUCACAAUCCAUCGACUCCCAUCCGCUCUUGAUUGUUACCUUGUUUUCGUUUUCAGCCCACGAUUGCAAGAUUGGACGCUACCGUGCUCCAUAAAGUCUUACUAAUCCAAGCACUGACCCACUUGAGCUUCGAACAACUCUGUUUUACUCACGCAAUCCCAUCUGGUGCAUCACCACUGACUGCAUCAAUCUCCACACAUCAAUCGCGUCGCCGUCAGUCAAUAGCAUCACAGGCCGCGUCCCGGACAACUCAAUACAGAAGAAGCAGAGCACAAAAUGGCGUCUACUUCGAUGGACUACGACUCCGCGAAUGUGGACCGGUUUGAUGAAGAGCCUGCUCGCACCUACGACGAACGUCGCAGCGCGUCUCCUCGUCAUGACGAAGUGACGGAACGCCGCCGUUCUGCGUCUCCCGCCAACGGUGACCGCGACCGCGAACGCGACCGUGCUCCUCCUCGUGACAACGGCGGCGGUAGGGAUGGCGACGGAGAUGCCAUUAACCCAGGCUCCAAUCUCUUCGUCACCGGCAUUCACCCACGUCUUACUGAGGCUGAAGUGACCCGCAUGUUUGAGAAAUAUGGAGAGGUUGAGAAGUGCCAGAUCAUGCGCGACCCGCACACGAGGGAGUCUCGUGGCUUCGGCUUUGUGAAGAUGGUGACCUCUGACCAGGCCGAUGCUGCCAAGGAGGGCCUCCAGGGCGAGGAGCUUGAAGGUCGUACUCUGAGCAUCGAGAAGGCCCGUCGUGCUCGUCCUAGGACACCCACCCCCGGCAAAUAUUUUGGUCCUCCCAAGCGCGAAGGUGGUGGUGGUGGUGGCGGCCGUGGUGGUCGCUUCGACGAUCGCCGCCGCGGCGGAUAUGGCGGCGGUGGUUAUGGUGGCGGUCGCGACGACCCGUACCGCUACCGUGGUUACGAUCGUCGCAAUGACGACCGCGACCAGCGUGGCUACCGUGACGACCGUGGCUAUGACCGUGGCUACGAUCGCAAUGGCGGUGCUCCCCGCGAGGAUCGCUUCGAACGCCGCGAACGCGACGAUGGCUACGGUGGACGCGACCGCUACCGUGAUGACCGUGGUGGUGACCGCGGCUAUGGCGGCCCUCGUGACGACCGCCGUCCUCCCAUGGAUCGUGAGCGCGAGCGCGGUGGUGAUCGCUUCGAACGCGACCGCGAAGGACCUCGUUCCAGGGAGCCUCCUGCGGCUGGCUAUGAUGCCCCUCGUGGCGAGGCCCGUGAUUCAUACGAUCGCCGUUAAAAACAAAACAUCCUGGCGAGGAACGCUAGAUUUAGCAGCAAUGUGUCGACGAGUAGGAAUCAGCAUUAUCUAUUUCAUUUCUGUAUCAGGGAAACAACAGGGAAAUCGGGCAACCCCAAAAUUGCGUCUCUGGAAUUUUAUUUUACAGCAAAUCUCCCCAGCCAGCACCUAAUCUGCCUUGCACCCCCCAGUCAACACCAUAAAAAAAAAGAGCCUUGAUAGCUUCACACUCUCCUGUGGACGACGAUGGCACCGGCACUCUACAUGGCUCAGACCUCUGGCCAUUUUUCAUGUGGGUCACCAUUCCGACCUCCAGGGAGGGCUGUGGUCGACGUUCUGGCUCUUCAAGUUCCUGCUCGCCCCGUUGGAUUUCCUUUACGCAUCAUUUGUCGGCUUGCUUCGGAUUCGAGACCGAGGAUUUAAUUUCGGAAAUGGGUUUUGCAGCAAAUCCAAGCGGCAAGAAAGGUCAAGAAGUCAACAUCCACUGAACCAUCUGUACGAUUAUAUCUCUUUUUUCUCGUCGUCUUUCGGAUACUAGGACGCAUCAGCUUCCGUCUCUAUCUCUGUUCCCAUGUCAGCAAUUACGUCCAGUCGAAAUGUUGGGAGCCCCGCCGUAGACUUCCCGCCGCACCAGUACUUCUUUUGAAGGGAUCAAAACCGUACACCAUUAUCACCGUCAGCCGAAGAGAGGGAGCACACGCCACACCAUUCUAUAUAUAACUCGCGCGAUCCCAACCCCUGUGAAACCACCAAGCGCAUCACCCUUGGCAAAAUUGAUUCGGUCAGCCCUUGCCGCCCCAGGUAAUCAUCUAGACUAGUACAAAGUCGCCAAUUCUCAACAGUUGAUUAUCCUAGUCCGAGUUCGAUAUGUCACUUCCAACCACGCCGCAGUGCACAUAUUAGCAAGCUUAAAAGGUCAUCCACAUCCAGUGCAUCCAUCAAUAGUUUCGAUUCUGUUUUUGGGCUGUCUUGGCAUGUCAAAGAUACUAGCGACCAAGAACAAUGAUCAUCAAAUCGCUGCAAACAACCAGAGUGUUCAAGAAACGCAGUACAACGGUAUUACCCCCCAUCUGCACCUUGAAAUAGUGAGAUUGACAUGCACCUCGGAAUAGGUUCCAGUCCUCACGAGAGAGACACGCCACUGGCUGUCUUCGGCUAGGUAAGGUUGGAAUGUGGCGUUACUACCUUGGCGCCAUCGCCAGGGGAUUUGGCCGCUUUCGGCAGACCUAUCUCCCAUCGUUCAACCUCCCAUUCCUUCCUUGCAGCAAUGGCAUAUACGGCAGCAGCUAGAUCUAGAGGUCUGCUUCUUUGCUUCAAGGCAUUUUCCCUAGGAAUCUCGAUGAUGUUUUGAUUGUCAAUUGGACUAACCUUGACGUUGUGACGCAAAUCGACGAGGAAGACCACAUGGUUGUGGACUAAGACAUAACUAAAGAUAUAAAGUAUUAAUACUAGACCUAAUAGAAAAAGUUACUUAUUCCUCGCAA